Molecule: messenger RNA, 1641 nt
Organism: Fomitopsis serialis
Lineage: Eukaryota; Fungi; Basidiomycota; Agaricomycetes; Polyporales; Fomitopsidaceae
Product: major facilitator superfamily domain-containing protein
Exons: 10
Coding region: 1-1641 (546 amino acids)
Biological process (GO): transmembrane transport
Cellular component (GO): membrane
Molecular function (GO): transmembrane transporter activity
Source: RefSeq, a predicted model, not a curated record
AUGUCCCCUCUCAGGCUUUGGCUCUUCAUACUGUCCGUAUCCGGCGUCACUAUACUCAAUAUUUUCGUCAAUGGUGCUCUCAUCAUAGCGCUGCCCACAAUGGGUAAAGCGCUGCACUUCACCGAGUCCGAGAUGCAGUGGCCGCUCAAUGUCUAUGCGUUGUCUUAUGGAAGCCUGCUCCUGCUCUCCGGUCGGAUAGCCGACGUGAUCGGCAACAAGCGAAUGUUCCUCUUCGGGACAGGUUGGUUCACAAUCUGGAGCUUCGCCACGGCCGUCUCGCCCAAUAAAUACGCCUUGAUCGUGUUUAUCGCCCUUACCGGCGUCGGCGCCGCAGCGAAUACACCCACAGGUAUCGGCAUAUUCGCCGGACACUUUCGAUCCGGGAAGGUCAAAAACAGAGCUAUAACCGCGCUCGGCGCCGGUCAGGCGAUUGGAUACAUUGUCGGGCUCAUUGGAGGCGGGUUCCUGUGCCAGACGACGUCCCUCUGGCGAGUCAUCUUCUACAUCCAGGGCGGCAUGGCGGCAGUCUUCUUCGUUUUGGGCGUCGUCACGAUACCGGCCGACCAAGCGCACACAAGAUACAAGCUAGGCAUCGACUGGGUCGGUGCCUUCUUAAGUGUCUCCGGGCUUGGCCUGUUGACGUUCAUCCUGUCUGAAUCGACGGCAGUUCGGAACGGGUGGAGGACGCCGUGGGUCCCUGUCCUCUUGGUGGUCUCGCUGGCGAUCCUCGUGCUUUUCGUACUCUGGGAGGCGUACCGGGAGAGGCACGGUAAGUCGGUCAUCAUGCCGGUCAGCAUCUGGUCCAUCCCCGGCGCGAAGAUGGGCCCUGUCGUCGGUGUCGUGUUUCUGGCGUGGGCGAGCUACAACGCGCUCAGUUAUUUCGUCACACUCUACUAUCAGGAGGUCCGCUUGCUGCGGCCGGCGGAGACGUCCCUGCAGACGUUGCCGUUUGCGAUCGUCGCGCUUAUCGCGAAUGUCGUGACGGGCUGGCUGCUCGGGCGGGUGCGCGGGGACGUGCUCAUCGCAGUGGGGCUGCUGGGGACAAUGAUCGCGCCCCUUGUAUUCACGCUGAUGGACAUCCACGCGAGCUACUGGAGAACGGGCUUCCUGGUCAUGAUCUUCAUCAGCUGGACGGACGUCGCGUACACGGUCGGGAACCUGCAGCUGAGCAUAUCCUUCAAGGCGGACUCGCGGGGGGCAUCUUCAACGUCGCGACGCGGCAGCCUGACUCUCCCGCGCAUGGCACUGCAGCUCGGCACGUCGAUCAGUCUGGCGCUGACCUCGAGCGUCGCCAACGCGGUCUCGGAGUCGUACAACGCACGGCACCCCGAGCUCUCCCCGUCCGACCCCGCCGUGCUCGAGGCGGGCUUCCGCGUCGCGGGCUGGAUGUCCUUCGGCCUCACGGCGGCGAGCUUCCUGCUGUGCGUCCUGGGCAUGCGCGGGAUAGGCGUGAUCGGACGUGCCCCGUCGUCGGAGACAGAAGCGGAGAAGAGCAAGCUUUAUCAGUCCCCUAUGGCGAGCGAGAAGACGUUGCAGCCUGCGGAACAAGUGCAGGUUCUUACGGUGGAGGAGUGUCUCGGGGUCGGGGAGAGCGGCGGCGAAGGACGGACGACGGCUUCUGUGGUCCCGGGUCUGGUCUGA